Molecule: messenger RNA, 888 nt
Organism: Diplodia corticola
Lineage: Eukaryota; Fungi; Ascomycota; Dothideomycetes; Botryosphaeriales; Botryosphaeriaceae
Product: reverse transcriptase from transposon x-element
Exons: 2
Coding region: 1-888 (295 amino acids)
Molecular function (GO): nucleic acid binding
Source: RefSeq, a predicted model, not a curated record
AUGGCCGCCAACAUCAGCCACAGACACUUCCGCGAGCUGGUCGCCGCCCGCCGCAUCAUCUUCGCGGACGACCGCGUCGCCCUGGUGGAGGCCCGUUUCGAAGACUCAAGGAACGAGCCGGACCGGAAGGUGUUCUGGACGGACGCCUCCGCCAGAGGCGACGGGUCGGUCGGCAUCGCCGUCGUGUGGAGGAAGGACUUCGCCGAAGAUCUGGCGCCGUUUGCCGCCGCGGGGGAGCAGGAGUGGACGGAGCGCUACCUCGUCAGUAGCAGCUGCACCGAGUCGAGCGAGGGGGAGAAAGAGGCCGUCUUCGCGGCCCUGGAUGGGGCAGAGGCCAUGUUCGCGCCGGGCGCCGUCGGCGACAUCGUCGUCUACACCGACGCCGGCCUGGGGGCCUUUAAGAACCCGGGCACCAGCGGCGGCACCGUGUUGAACCGCCUCGGCGGCUUCGGGACCAGGGCGGCCAUCCGCGCCGCAGAGCUCGCCGACAAGGGCUUCACGGUCGAGCUGAAGGCCUGCCCGGGCCACUGCGGCAUCUUGGGCAACGAACUUGCCGACUUCUGGGCCAGGAGGGCCAUCGGCUACGAUCGCCCUACUUACAGCGACGGGUCGGAUUGGCUGAGGGCCCAUGCCGCAGUGGCCCAGCGCGAGGAGCGGAGGAGGGCCUUAGAAAUCCAACACGAGCGCUGGAGGAGCCAGGAGUGGCUGGCUCGUUACAGAGUCAGCGGCAGCACCACCACCACCACCACCACCACCACCACCACCACCACUCCCAUGGCGGCCGCCACCCCCGCCAUCACUAUAGUAGCCGCUCCCGCCCUUUCAGCCGAGGAGCAGCUCGAGGCCGAUCUGGCCGAGCUCGAGGCCUUCAUGGCCGAGAGUGAAUGA